UGCUCUUAUUUUCGUUGGUAUCACACCUUCGCUGGCGUGAAAAACAUCGUGCAAGCAGUUUCCCAUCGUAACAUCUUUUCGUGAAAAUCUGCUAGGAAAAGUGUACCCAGCUUCAGCACGAUGGCGCUCCGAUUGUUCCGUUUGAGCCAAGAUGUUGUCACGCCGCUGAUCAAACGGAACUGUACCGUUUCGGCGUUUGAGCUCCAGCACAAGAAUCCCGUCCAGCGGAAGGUGGAACAAAUCCCGAAAGCACAGUAUGGUGGGCGCCAUACGGUGACGAUGCUGCCGGGCGGUGGAAUCGGUCCCGAGCUGAUGAGCUACGUCCGGGAGGUGUUUCGGUUUGCCGGUGUACCGGUGGACUUUGAAAUCGUAGACAUCGAUCCAGCCAGCGAGGGAAACGAUGAUCUCGAGUACGCCAUCACGUCCAUUAAGCGUAACGGUGUUGCCAUCAAGGGUAACAUUGAGACCAAAUCGGAAGCUACCGGCAUUCUGUCCCGUAAUGUUGCACUUCGCAACGAGCUGGAUUUGUUUGUCAACGUGCUGCACUGCAAAUCGUUCAAUGCGAUUCCGGCCCACCACCAGAACGUGGACGUUGUGAUCGUGCGACAGAACACGGAGGGUGAAUAUGCCAUGCUGGAGCACGAGAGUGUGCGGGGUGUGGUGGAGAGCAUGAAGGUGGUUACGGUCGAGAAUGCGGCCCGUGUCGCACGGUUUGCGUUCGAGUUUGCCAAGAACAACAACCGCAAGAAGGUGACUACCAUCCACAAGGCGAACAUCAUGAAGUUGGCCGACGGCCUGUUCCUCAAGGUUGCACGUGACAUUGCCAAAGAGUAUCCGGACAUUCAGCACAAUGACAUGAUUAUUGAUAACUGCUGCAUGCAGCUGGUGUCGAAUCCGCAUCAGUUCGACGUGAUGAACACCACUAAUCUGUACGGUAGUAUUACAUCGAACGUGCUGUGCGGUUUGGUUGGUGGUGCCGGGCUAUUCUCCGGACGCAACUAUGGCGAUCACUAUGCCGUGUUUGAACCCGGCACCCGAAACACCGGUACGGCAAUCGCUGGUAAGAAUGUAGCCAAUCCCGUGGCCAUGCUUAAUGCGGCGGUAGAUAUGUUGUACCAUUUGGGACAUCGCUACCAUGCGGAUUGCAUCUCCGAUGCCCUUCACAAAACGAUUGAUAUUGAUGGAAUUCACACGCCGGAUCUUGGCGGUAACAAUACGAGCACCGAUAUCGUCCAGAACGUUCUGAAGCAUCUAGCCGAGAAAAGAACGUACUGGUACCCGGCGUAUGCGUAUAUGUGAGAAGUUAGGAUAGAACCGAAACAAUGAAA
Messenger RNA from Anopheles maculipalpis, 1328 nucleotides. RefSeq names its product isocitrate dehydrogenase [NAD] subunit gamma, mitochondrial (gene Idh3g). Gene Ontology annotation, cellular component: mitochondrion. The record is from RefSeq and is a predicted model, not a curated record. The transcript has 5 exons. Gene Ontology annotation, biological process: isocitrate metabolic process; tricarboxylic acid cycle. NCBI's taxonomy places the organism in Eukaryota, Metazoa, Arthropoda, Insecta, Diptera, Culicidae. Bases 121 to 1299 code for a protein of 392 amino acids.